This is a messenger RNA of Hansenula anomala, 2394 nucleotides long. RefSeq names its product Mga1p (gene MGA1). NCBI's taxonomy places the organism in Eukaryota, Fungi, Ascomycota, Saccharomycetes, Phaffomycetales, Wickerhamomycetaceae. Bases 1 to 2229 code for a protein of 742 amino acids. The record is from RefSeq and is a predicted model, not a curated record. The transcript has a single exon. Gene Ontology annotation, molecular function: DNA-binding transcription factor activity; sequence-specific DNA binding. Gene Ontology annotation, biological process: regulation of DNA-templated transcription.
AUGUCAUCAACAAACAACACAAAUGCUGAUGAUGCUGCUGAACAACAACAUCCAAAACCACAUUUUGAUUAUGAUGCGAAGAAAGAGGAGAAUAACACAAUACGGCCAUCGUUUAGCUCACAAGGUCAACAACAACAACAACCCCCAAAGAGAACAGCAUUUGUUCACAAGUUAUAUGCGAUGUUAUCAGAUCCAAAUCUGUCUCAUUUGAUAUGGUGGUCAAGAAAAGAUGAUGAUGGUGUUUUUGCACUACAUCCAGGAACUGAAUUUGCCAAUGCUCUGACCAAUUACUUUAAACAUGGUAAUGUAUCCAGUUUUGUUCGUCAGCUGCACAUGUACGGGUUUCACAAGGUGUUUGAUAAUGAUAAUGAUAAUGAGAAUAAAGAAAGUAAUAGUAAUAAUAAUUCAAACAGUGAUGAUCUUGUGUGGGAGUUUAGACACUCUACUGGGAAUUUCAAGAAAGGUGAUGAAGCAGGGUUGGCUUUUAUCAAAAGGAGAUCGUCAAAUAAGUUGGUUCCUGAAGAUGAAUCAAAGAAUAAUCGUUUAACUGAUACAAACGUCUUUUAUCCUCAAUACCAUUAUCCAGUUCCUCCAGAAGGUAUACCCAAUCAACCUCAUCAACAAGCAUCAUCCCAGCAACAUCAUCUAAUCCAUCAUCCACAACCAACCCAAGAAGGACAUCUUCCCGAGCAAUACUAUUUGGUUCAACAACAGCAACAAGCUGUCUUUUCAGCAGGCCCUGAACUACAAAGAUCACAAUCACCAAAUAGUUUCACAUCAGGUUACCAACAAAUACCCAGAAACCACCAAUAUCAAAUUCAGCAAAAUCGUUCAUCUUUCGGUUCACCAUUUGCUCAAGAACGUCAGUUCACACCACCUCCACCUUUGGUUCAACAACAACUGCAGGCUAAUGAGUUUGAUCAUUCUCAUGUACAUAACGUCACUAAUGACUUGAUUGAUCAACAAAGGACUAUGAAUGUCAAGUCAGAAUACUUGAAUAAUGAAUUGAAGACAACAGCAUCUGAUGUGCUAAGAUUUUCUGAAAACAUUCCAAAAUUGGCUCCCGUUUUACAACAACAAGGUCAUAGAUAUUCUGAAGGAUUUAGCAGUUUGAGACAAAGCUUUAAUUUCAGAGCUGAUUAUUAUAAACCAUCUCCUUUGUCUGCUGAAAUGGAUCCACAACAUCCACAACAUCCACAAGGUGCUGCUACAACUGGUGCGCCAUUGCCUCCUCCUCAUCCAUCAGCCAUUCCUCAACACAUCCAGAACUUGCAACAUCAUCAACAGUUAAGGAAUCAAUCUAUUCACUUUUGGGAAAGUUCAGGACAAAGGCAACCAUCGGUUUUUGUGGAUCCUUUGAAUCCUUCUCCUCAAGGUUCUAUUUCUUCAAGCUCAUCAUCUGGUAAUAGAACUGCAUCUAUUUCUACUCAACAAGGUUUGGCUACACAUUCUAAUCCAGUUUAUCAUAUAUCACCAUCCAUCAAAGGUUCUAGCUCAGUUCCUCACAUUCAUUUUCAAGCGAAUCAGUCAAGAAGAAAUGAAUCAUUGCCUUCAAGCUUACCAACUUCCUCUCCAACCUCUACUACAUCACCACAUUUCCCUCCAAGAUCUAUUCCAACACAACAAGGACCAGCACCAAGAUCCAUUCCAAAUGAUCGUGGAGCUUCAAUACCUAAUAUAUCGCAUUUGACUUCACAAUUGCGUCCUUCUGUUAUUGAAGUUCAUCAACAUCAACAACCAAAUCAAUCAUCAAGUACAAAUAAUCCAAACAAUACAUCUGUUUCCUCAAAUUCUACAUACAAUACACUUUAUUCUGCAAGCUCAUCAAUAUCCUCAAUUUCAUCAAGAAAUUCUUAUGGAAGUAUCAAUGCAACUUUCCAAGAACUUGCAACCAGUACAACAUCACCUCCUCAACAUCCAACUGGUACAACACAUCAUUACUUACCACAUCAUCCACAUCAUCACCCACAUGUCAAGAAUAGACAAUCUUUACAAAGAACACCAUCUUCUCCAGCAAGAAUUAAAGAAGUUACUGAAGAUGAAGCACCAACUACAACUUCAAAAUCAAAGUUAUCAGUCUCUUCAUUGUUGACAACUUCACCAGGGGAAGAUGGAACCACUGGUGGCAAGGAAAGUUCUAUUGGUGGUAAAAGAGAAAAUGAACAUCGUACAGAGGAUGGUAGACAUUCUUUGAAGAAGGCUAAAUCAGUUAGUGAUUUCCAUAGGUAGAGUGUUGGUUUUUGCAUUCAAGGGUAGCUGGUUGGUUAAUUUAAUGGAGGUUCAAUUACUUCAGUGUCUUCUCAAGUGACAGUUUUGCUAGGAGCUCCAUGCUAUUUUAUUUUAAUUGUUAUGUUUUAGAAGUUGUUUUUGUUCAUUAUCAAUACAGUUUUUUUG